ACAGGCCCGCGCGCGGCGGAGCCCAGCCCCGGAGCCCGCCCGGGGCUCAUCGUUACCGCUACAAGGCCGCCCUGCCUCGGCCACCGCGUUGUCAUGGCUGGGGGUCGUGGGGCCCCCGGGCGCGGUCGGGACGAGCCGCCAGAGAGCUAUCCGCAGCGACAGGACCACGAGCUGCAGGCCCUGGAGGCCAUCUACGGCGCCGACUUCCAGGACCUACGGCCGGACGCGUGCGGAUCGGUCAAAGAGCCCCCUGAAAUCAAUUUAGUUCUGUACCCUCAGGGCCUGACUGGUGAGGAAGUGUACGUGAAGGUGGAUUUGAGGGUUAAAUGCCCACCAACCUACCCAGAUGUAGUCCCUGAAAUAGAGUUAAAGAAUGCCAAAGGUCUGUCAAAUGAAAGUGUUAAUUUGUUAAAAUCCCGCCUAGAAGAAGUGGCCAAAAAACACUGUGGGGAGGUGAUGAUAUUUGAACUGGCUUACCAUGUGCAGUCAUUUCUCAAUGAGCAUAACAAGCCCCCUCCCAAGUCUUUUCAUGAAGAAAUGCUGGAAAGACGGGCUCAGGAGGAGCAGCAGAGGCUAUUAGAGGCCGAGCGGAAAAAGGAGCAGGAGCAACGUGAAAUCCUUCAUGAGAUUCAGAGAAGGGAAGAAGAGAUCCAAAAAAGGAAAGAAAUGGCUAAGCAGGAACGUUUGGAAAUUGCUAGUUUGUCAAACCAAGAUCAUACCUCUAGGAAAGACCCAGGAGGACUCAGAACAGCUGCCAUUCUACAUGGAGGCUCUCCUGACUUUGUGGGAAAUGGCAAACAUCGGACCAACUCCUCUGGAAGGUCUAAGCGAGAACGUCAAUAUUCUAUAUGUGGUAGUGAAGAUUCUCCUGGCUCUUGUGAAAUCCUGUAUUUCUCUAUGGGUAGUCCUGAUCAGCUCAUGGUGCACAAAGGGAAAUGUAUUGGCAGUGAAGAGCAGCUUGGAAAACUAGUUUACAAUGCUUUGGAAACAACCACUGGCAGCUUUGUCUUGUUGUAUGAGUGGGUCCUUCAGUGGCAGAAAAAAAUGGGUCCAUUCCUUACCAGUCAAGAAAAAGAGAAGAUUGAUAAGUGCAAAAAGCAGAUUCAAGGGGCAGAAACGGAAUUCAACUCACUGGUAAAAUUGAGCCAUCCAAAUGUAGUACGCUACCUUGCAAUGAAUCUCAAAGAGCAAGACGACUCCAUUGUGGUGGACAUUUUAGUGGAGCACAUUAAUGGGGUCUCCCUCGCUGCACACCUGAGCCACUCAGGCCCCAUUCCCGUACAUCAGCUUCGCAGGUACACAGCUCAGCUCUUGUCGGGCCUCGAUUAUUUGCACAGCAAUUCUGUGGUGCACAAGGUUCUGAGUGCAUCGAAUGUCUUGGUGGACGCAGAGGGCACUGUCAAGAUUACGGACUACAGCAUCUCUAAGCGCCUAGCAGACAUUUGCAAGGAGGAUGUGUUCGAGCAAACCCGGGUUCGUUUUAGUGACAGUGCCCUACCUUAUAAAACGGGGAAGAAAGGGGAUGUUUGGCGUCUUGGCCUUCUGCUGCUCUCCCUCAGCCAAGGACAAGAAUGUGGAGAGUACCCUGUGACCAUCCCUAAUGACUUACCAGCAGACUUUCAAGAUUUUCUGAAGAAGUGUGUUUGCUUGGAUGACAAGGAAAGAUGGAGUCCUCAGCAGUUGUUGAAACACAGCUUUAUAAAUCCUCAGCCAAAAAUGCCUUUACUGGAACAAAGUCCUGAAGAUUCUGGAGGCCAAGAUUAUGUUGAGACUGUAAUUCCCAGCACCCAGCCACCCAGUGCUGCAUUCUUCAGUGAGACACAGAGACAGUUUUCCCGCUAUUUCAUUGAAUUUGAAGAAUUACAGCUUCUUGGCAAAGGAGCUUUUGGGGCCGUCAUCAAGGUGCAGAACAAGCUGGACGGCUGCUGCUACGCGGUGAAGCGCAUCGUCAUCAACCCCGCCAGCAAGCACUUCCGCAGGAUCAAGGGCGAGGUGACGCUGCUGUCGCGCCUGCACCACGAGAACAUCGUGCGCUACUACAACGCCUGGAUCGAGAGGCAGGAGCGGCCGGCGGGGCCGGGCACGCCGCCCCCGGACGCGGGGCCGCAGGCCCGGGACGGACGAGCCUUGCCCCAAAUGAUAUCAGUGGAUGAAGACUGCAAUGGAAAGAACAGUUGCCAUGAAAGUGAGCCACUGGCAACAACUGAGGCUGUGCACUACCUGUAUAUCCAGAUGGAGUACUGUGAAAAGAGCACUUUACGUGACACCAUUGACCAGGGACUAUAUCGAGACACCAUCAGACUCUGGAGGCUUUUUCGAGAGAUUCUGGAUGGAUUAGCUUAUAUCCACGAGAAAGGAAUGAUUCACCGGGAUUUGAAGCCUGUCAACAUUUUUUUGGAUUCCGAUGACCAUGUAAAAAUAGGUGAUUUUGGUUUGGCGACAGACCAUCUAGCCUUUGCUGCUGAUGGCAAACAAGAUGAGACAUCAGAUCACUUGAUGAAGUCAGACCCUUCAGGCCAUUUGACUGGGAUGGUUGGCACUGCUUUAUAUGUAAGCCCAGAGGUCCAAGGAAGCACCAAAUCUGCAUACAACCAGAAAGUGGAUCUCUUCAGCCUGGGAAUUAUCUUCUUUGAGAUGUCCUAUCACCCCAUGGUCACAGCCUCAGAAAGGAUCUUCGUUCUCAACCAGCUCAGGGAUCCCACUUCGCCUAAGUUUCCAGAAGACUUCGAUGAUGGAGAGCACACAAAGCAGAAAUCGGUCAUCUCCUGGCUGUUGAACCACGAUCCAGCAAAGCGGCCCACAGCCACAGAGCUGCUCAAGAGUGAGCUGCUGCCCCCACCCCAGAUGGAGGAAUCGGAGCUGCAUGAAGUGCUGCACCACACCCUGGCCAACGUGGAUGGGAAGGCCUAUCGCACCAUGAUGGCCCAGAUCUUCUCCCAGCGCAUCUCCCCUGCCAUCGAUUAUACCUACGACAGCGACAUCCUCAAGGGCAACUUCUCAAUCCGUACAGCCAAGAUACAGCAACACGUAUGUGAAACCAUCAUCCGCAUCUUUAAAAGACAUGGAGCUGUCCAACUGUGCACUCCACUACUGCUUCCCCGAAAUAGGCAAAUAUACGAGCACAACGAAGCCGCCUUGUUCAUGGACCACAGCGGGAUGCUGGUGAUGCUUCCUUUCGACCUGCGGGUUCCUUUUGCAAGAUACGUGGCAAGAAAUAAUAUACUGAAUUUAAAACGAUACUGCAUAGAACGUGUGUUCAGACCUCGCAAGUUAGACCGAUAUCAUCCCAAAGAACUUCUGGAAUGUGCAUUUGAUAUUGUCACCUCUACCACCAACAGCUCCCUGCCCACUGCUGAAAUCAUCUACACUAUCUAUGAAAUCAUCCAAGAGUUUCCAGCACUUCAGGAAAGAAAUUAUAAUAUUUACUUGAACCAUACCAUGUUAUUGAAAGCAAUACUCUUACACUGUGGGAUCCCAGAAGAUAAACUCAGUCAAGUCUACGUUAUUUUGUAUGAUGCCGUGACAGAAAAGCUGACGAGGAGAGAAGUGGAAGCUAAAUUUUGUAAUCUGUCUUUGUCUUCUAAUAGCCUGUGUCGACUCUACAAAUUUAUUGAGCAGAAGGGAGAUUUGCAAGAUCUGACACCAACAAUAAAUUCAUUAAUAAAACAGAAAACAGGUGUUGCCCCAUUGGUGAAGUAUGGCUUAAAAGAUCUAGAAGACGUUGUUGGACUGUUGAAGAAACUUGGCAUAAAGUUACAGGUCUUGAUCAAUUUGGGCUUGGUUUACAAGGUACAGCAGCACAACGGAAUCAUCUUCCAGUUUGUGGCGUUCAUCAGACGGAGGCAAAGGGCUAUAUCUGAAAUCCUGGCAGCUGGUGGCAGAUAUGACCUGCUGAUUCCCCAGUUUAGAGGACCACAGGCUCUGGGGCCAGUUCCCACUGCCAUUGGGGUCAGCAUAGCUAUAGACAAGAUAUCUGCCGCCGUCUUCAACAUGGAAGAACCUGUUACAAUAAGCUCUUGUGACCUCCUGGUCGUAAGCGUUGGCCAGAUGUCCAUGUCCAGGGCCAUCAACCUAACCCAGAAACUCUGGACAGCGGGGAUCACAGCAGAAAUCAUGUAUGACUGGUCACAGUCCCAAGAGGAAUUACAGGAGUACUGCAGACAUCAUGAAAUCACCUAUGUGGCCCUGGUCUCAGAUAAAGAAGGAAGCCACGUCAAGGUUAAGUCUUUUGAGAAGGAAAGGCAAACAGAGAAACGCGUACUGGAAUCCGAUCUUGUGGACCACGUGGUGCAGAAACUGAGGACUAAAGUCAGUGACGAAAGGACCAUCAGAGAAGCUUCCGAUAAUCUUGCAGUGCAAAAUCUGAAGGGGUCAUUUUCUAAUGCUUCAGGUUUGUUUGAAAUCCAUGGAGCAACAGUUGUUCCCAUUGUGAGUGUGAUAGCCCCAGAGAAGCUGUCGGCCAGCACUAGGAGGCGGUAUGAAACUCAGGUACAGACCCGGCUUCAGACGUCCCUUGCCAACUUACAUCAGAAGAGCAGUGAAAUUGAGAUUUUGGCUGUGGAUCUACCCAAAGAAACAAUCUUACAGUUUUUAUCAUUAGAGUGGGAUGCUGAUGAACAGGCAUUUAACACAACUGUGAAGCAGCUGCUGUCACGCCUGCCAAAGCAGAGAUACCUCAAAUUAGUGUGUGAUGAAAUUUAUAACAUCAAAGUAGAAAAAAAGGUGUCUGUGCUAUUCCUGUAUAGCUACAGAGAUGACUACUACAGAAUCUUAUUUUAAUCCUAAAGAACAGUCAUUACAGUGUUCAAGCAGACAGGAGCUUAUACUAUAAAAGGUUGUACAUUCAUUGUAAUUUUAAAUUAACUUUACAUUCUGAGAAGCUGUCCUACAAAGUUGAGCUUUGUAAGUUUUUCAUGUGUAAUAUAUUAUAAAUUUA
Messenger RNA from Ceratotherium simum simum (southern white rhinoceros), 4936 nucleotides. Lineage: Eukaryota; Metazoa; Chordata; Mammalia; Perissodactyla; Rhinocerotidae. The record is from RefSeq and is a predicted model, not a curated record.